AUGGGCCCCUCCCGUCCUGCGCUCCUGUCCUUGAGGAGGCUCUGCCUGUGCUGGCUCCUGCUGACUCCGACAGGUGGAGAGGAAACCCAGCGCCCACAUCCCCCAGCGCCCGGAGACACCCCCUCCUCUCCGGGUCCCCUGGUGCCAACACAGCGAGGCUCCCGCACCCACGCCGAGGACCACCUCUUCAAGCACCUCUUUGGGGGCUACAACCGCUGGGCACGCCCGGUGCCCAACACCUUGGACGUGGUGAUCGUGCGCUUUGGGUUGUCCAUCGCCCAGCUCAUCGAUGUGGACGAGAAGAACCAGAUGAUGACCACCAACGUCUGGCUAAAGCAGGAGUGGAGCGACUACAAGCUGCGCUGGAACCCGGCCGAUUUCGGCAACAUCACCUCCCUCCGGGUGCCUUCAGAGAUGAUCUGGACGCCCGACAUUGUCCUCUACAACAAUGCAGACGGGGAGUUUGCGGUGACCCACAUGACCAAGGCCCACCUCUUCUCCACGGGCGCCGUGCACUGGGUGCCCCCGGCCAUCUACAAGAGCUCCUGCAGCAUCGACGUCACCUUCUUCCCCUUCGACCAGCAGAGCUGCAAGAUGAAGUUCGGCUCCUGGACCUACGACAAGGCCAAGAUCGACCUGGAGCAGAUGGAGCAGUCGGUGGACCUGAAGGACUACUGGGAGAGCGGGGAGUGGGCCAUCGUGAACGCCACGGGCACCUACAACUCCAAGAAGUACGACUGCUGCGCCGAGAUCUACCCCGAUGUCACCUACACCUUCGUCAUCCGGCGGCUGCCGCUCUUCUACACCGUGAACCUCAUCCUCCCCUGCCUGCUCCUCUCCUGCCUCACCGUGCUGGUCUUCUACCUGCCGUCCGACUGCGGCGAGAAGAUCACGCUGUGCAUCUCCGUGCUGCUCUCGCUCACCGUCUUCCUGCUGCUCAUCACCGAGAUCAUCCCGUCCACCUCGCUGGUCAUCCCGCUCAUCGGCGAGUACCUGCUCUUCACCAUGAUCUUCGUCACCCUGUCCAUCGUCAUCGCCGUCUUCGUGCUCAAUGUGCACCACCGCUCGCCGCGCACGCACGCCAUGCCCCGCUGGGUGCGGGGGGCCCUGCUGGGCCGCGUGCCCCGCUGGCUCCUGAUGCAUCGGCCCCCGCCGCCCUUGGAGCUCCGCGCCCCCCCGGGCCUGCAGCUCGGCCCCUCGUACCACUGGCUGGAGACCAGCGUGGACGGCGAGGACAGGGAGGCGCUGGCGGCGGAGGAGGGCAGAUGGGCGCGCGCUGGUUACUCUGCACCCCCCACCGGCGCCCUCCACAGCCAGGGCGGCCUGCGCCCGGGGGCCUCGGGUCCCAAGGCUGAGGGGCCCUUGCAGGAGAGCGAGAUCCUGCUGUCACCUCGCGUGCAGAAGGCACUGGAAGGUGUGCACUAUAUCGCUGACCACCUGCGGUCUGAGGAUGCCGACUCUUCGGUGAAGGAGGACUGGAAGUGCGUGGCCAUGGUCAUCGACAGGAUUUUCCUCUGGCUGUUCAUCGUCGUCUGCUUCCUGGGCACCAUCGGCCUCUUCCUCCCUCCGUUCCUGGCGGGAAUGAUCUGAUCCUCCCUCCCCUCCAUUGCUUCCAGGUGGCCCCGCUGGCCACCUUUUAAGUACCCUUAACUGCAGCUGCCUCUAGAGUAGCGUCCAGGGUGGAUGCCGUUUGCCUGCUGGUGCCUCUGCGUGGAGUCCAAGCACUGCCCGGUCGCCGGGGACUUCUCGGAACACCCCACCUGACGUCACUAUACCGAGUGCUGAGACGCUGCUGGGUGCAGGGCCCUCUUCUGGGUGCUGGGGAGCUGGGAGGGGGAGGGGUUUGCAGAAGGUUAGGAUAGG
Molecule: messenger RNA, 1863 nt
Organism: Propithecus coquereli (Coquerel's sifaka)
Lineage: Eukaryota; Metazoa; Chordata; Mammalia; Primates; Indriidae
Gene: CHRNA2
Product: cholinergic receptor, nicotinic, alpha 2 (neuronal)
Exons: 6
Coding region: 1-1590 (529 amino acids)
Biological process (GO): chemical synaptic transmission; nervous system process; regulation of membrane potential
Cellular component (GO): neuron projection; postsynaptic membrane; synapse
Molecular function (GO): transmembrane signaling receptor activity; acetylcholine-gated monoatomic cation-selective channel activity
Source: RefSeq, a predicted model, not a curated record